Messenger RNA from Callorhinchus milii (elephant shark), 3607 nucleotides. It is a transcript of the gene kif5ab, whose product is annotated as kinesin family member 5A, b. Gene Ontology annotation, molecular function: microtubule binding; ATP binding; microtubule motor activity. Gene Ontology annotation, biological process: microtubule-based movement. NCBI's taxonomy places the organism in Eukaryota, Metazoa, Chordata, Chondrichthyes, Chimaeriformes, Callorhinchidae. The record is from RefSeq and is a predicted model, not a curated record. The transcript has 29 exons. Bases 389 to 3475 code for a protein of 1028 amino acids.
AAAAGAUUUUGAGAGAGUGAGAGAGAAAGAGAAAGAAAGAAAAGGGAGGGAGAAUAGUUGAAUGAUUGAGAGAUUUCCAACCUUCUCUCACUCCCAAAGGAUUUUCUGUUUGUGGAGAAAGAGCAUCUGACCAGGGAGGGGAGGGUGGGGAAAAGAAAGAAAGAAAAAAAAAGCCUCCUCCUCCCUCCUCUCUUCUGUGAGCACUGUUCUUUGGGAUCAUUUGCCAGAGAGAAAAAGGGGGGACAAUACAUUGGGAAUGCAAAAACUCCAAAGGAGCAUCUAAAGUGGAAAGCUAUUCCAUUUGCGUUGGAUUUUAAAAUAUUUAUAUAGAUAGAUAUAGAUAGAUAGAUUAUCACUGCAAGAUCUUUACUCUUUCUAUCUGUUCAGAAUGACUGAGCCGCUCUCCCAAUGUAAUAUUAAGGUAAUGUGCAGGUUCCGGCCGCUGAAUCACUCAGAAGUGGUGCGAGGAGAUAAAUACAUCCCUAAAUUUACGGGAGAAGACACUGUGGUGAUUGCGGGAAAGCCGUACAUCUUUGACCGAGUAUUUCCAACCAACACCACGCAGGAUCAAGUCUACAAUACCUGUGCCAAGCAGAUUGUGCUAGAUGUCCUGGGCGGCUACAAUGGAACAAUCUUUGCUUAUGGACAGACCUCAUCUGGCAAAACCCACACCAUGGAGGGCAAGCUGCACGACUCUCAGCUGAUGGGAAUCAUCCCCCGGAUCGCCAACGACAUCUUCAGCCACAUCUACUCGAUGGACGAGAACCUGGAAUUCCAUAUCAAGGUCUCCUACUUUGAAAUCUAUCUGGAUAAGAUCCGGGACCUGUUGGAUGUGGCCAAGACCAAUCUGUCUGUGCACGAGGACAAGAACAGAGUUCCAUUUGUAAAGGGCUGUACUGAGCGCUUUGUCUCGAGCCCGGAGGAGGUGAUGGACGUCAUCGACGAGGGAAAGUCAAACCGGCACGUGGCGGUCACAAAUAUGAAUGAACACAGCUCCCGGAGUCACAGCAUCUUCCUGAUCAACAUCAAGCAGGAGAACAUGGAGACCGAGCAGAAACUGAGCGGGAAACUGUACCUGGUGGAUCUGGCUGGAAGUGAGAAGGUCAGCAAAACCGGGGCCGAAGGAUCUGUACUGGAUGAGGCCAAGAACAUCAACAAGUCUCUGUCCUCUCUGGGGAACGUUAUAUCUGCCUUGGCCGAGGGCACAAAAACCCACGUUCCCUAUCGGGACAGCAAGAUGACCCGGAUUCUCCAGGAUUCCCUGGGCGGCAACUGCAGGACGACCAUCAUCAUCUGCUGCUCUCCCUCCAGCUACAACGAUGCCGAGACCAAAACCACCCUCAUGUUCGGGCAGAGGGCGAAGACCAUCAGGAAUACGGCCUCUGUGAACCUGGAGCUGACGGCCGAGGAGUGGAAGAAGAAAUACGAGAAGGAGAAAAGCAAGAACAAGACGCUGAAGGAGUCAAUCCGCCGACUGGAGACCGAGCUCAACCGGUGGCGGAACGGAGAGAAUGUUCCGGAAACCGAGCAGCUGCCUGAGGAGAAGGAGGAGGUGCUGUGUGAGAUCACACCCGUCACCGACAACGACUCGUCCAUCGUCAUCCACAUCUCGGAGGAGGAACGGCAGAAAUAUGAGGAGGAGAUCCGCAAACUCUACAAACAGCUGGAUGAUAAGGAUGAUGAGAUUACCCAGCACAGCCAGAUGGUGGAGAAGAUGAAGGAGCAGAUGAUGGAUCAGGACGAGCUGUUGGCUUCGACGCGGGGGGACAACGAGAAGGUGCAGGUGGAGCUGAGCCGCCUGGAGACGGAGAACGACUGCGCCAAGGACGAGGUGAAGGAGGUGCUGCAGGCCCUGGAGGAACUGGCCGUCAACUACGACCAGAAGUCGUUGGAGGUGGAAGCCAUGGGCAAACAGAACAAGCUGCUGACCGACGAGCUGGCCAAAAAGAUGGCGUCGCUCAUCACCCUGGAGGCAGAGCUCCAGCACGCCCGGGAGUUGGGGAACCACCAGAAGAAGCGAGUGGCGGAGGUUCUCAACACUCUGCUCAAGGACUUGGGCGAAUUCAACACCAUCAUCGGCAACAGCGACUGGAAAGUGCCCACCGAGUUCACGGGAGUGGUUGAGGAGGAGUUCACAGUUGCCCGCCUGUACAUCAGUAAGAUGAAGUCGGAGGUGAAGAGCAUCAUGAAGAGGUGCAAACAGCUGGAGAACAAUCACAGCGACUGCAACCGGAAGAUGGAAGAGAACAGCCGGGAGCUGACUGCCUGCCAACUCCUCAUCUCGCAGCAUGAGACAAAGAUCAGAUCGCUGACCGAGUACAUUCACAAGGUGGAGCUCAAGAAACGGCAGCUGGAGGAGUCCUACGACACACUUAACGAGGAAAUGGCCAGACUACAGGCACAAGAAACGGUCAAUGAAGUGGCGGAUAAGGAGAAGGAACAGACCGAUGGCGAGGAGGUGAAGAAAGUCUUGGAGCAGCAGAUGGAAACACAUCGGGAAAACCAUCAGAAGCAACUGGCCAUCCUCCGCGACGAGAUUGCGGAGAAGCAGAAUAUUAUUGAUGAGCUGAAGGACUUGAACCUGAAGCUGCAGCUGAAGCUGGACAGACUGCGGGUGGAUUACGACAAGUUGAAAAGCGAGCAGCGUGAGAAAAGCAAGAAACUUCAGGAGCUUACAUUUCUCCAUGAAAAGCACGAGCAAUCCAAACAGGAUCUUAAAGGACUUGAAGAGACUGUCGCGAGAGAACUCCAGACUCUUCACAACCUGCGGAAACUUUUUGUUCAAGACCUUACAACCCGGGUCAAAAAAAGUUCUGAACUGGAGCCAGAUGACAGUGGGGGGAGCAUAUCCCAGAAGCAGAAGAUAUCCUUUCUUGAGAACAACUUGGAUCAACUUACAAAGGUUCACAAACAGCUGGUUCGUGACAAUGCAGAUCUGCGUUGUGAGCUUCCUAAGCUGGAGAAGCGACUUCGGGCUACGGCUGAGAGAGUCAAGGCCCUGGAAGGUGCACUGAAGGAGGCCAAGGAAGGAGCCAUGAAGGAUCGCAGGCGAUACCAGCAGGAGGUCGAACGCAUCAAAGAGGUUGUCCAACGAGGCUCCAAGGGAGGCCCCCGGCGCUCGCACACCGCGCAGAUCGCCAAACCCAUCCGGCCCGGGCACUACCCCGCCUCCUCCCCCACCAACCUGAACGGCACCCGUCAGGGCGAGGGCUACAGCAACAGCUUGUACCAGACCUGCCACCCGCUCAUUGUGCUCAGCGCCUCCGACUCUGCCAAGGACAAGUGCUCUCUGAGUGGCGGCUGCUCUAAUGGGACGCUGUCGUCAGUGGAAAGCCUGGACUCCCUCCAGAAGCAAAACAUCGCCAAUGGCAACGAGACAGACAUCAAUGACAACAGGAGCGACUCUCACUGUGGCUGCGAGGCCGACGACCAGGCCAAGGUCUAUGUGUUCCAGCAGGAGACAGCGGCGAGUUAACAGCCGCCCUCCACACAGGGCUUGGAAUCUGGGCCACAGGAGACAGGUCACACAGUCCCCCAUUUUACUCCGGCAAUUGUUGCGUCGUGCUGUCUUCUCUCUCUUCUCCUCCUUCUUCAACGCCCUCCCAAC